GUAUAAUGAAACGGAAGUGGGGGUAAUGUUUGAAAUCAUACGGGGAAGUCAUGUAAUACAUCUUUAGCUCUAUAUCAAUAAACGUGAGUAUAACUUAACCUCCACACAGCGAAAACAUGAGUGGGGGAAUAUUUCUACGGGUUACUAUUGGAUUUGCACUCUGUCUUACACUUUCUGCUGCACACGACUCUCAGAGUCAGAAUCAAAAAAGAAAUAUUUUCAAUUUCAUCCAAAAUCAAGAAUUAUUUGAUUUUGAACAUUCUGAAGUUGCGAAAACAUUUGAACAAAUAUCAAAUUAUGAACUGGACAACUUAGAAGCUGAUCUCCGGAGGAACACAAAUGUUUCAAAGACAUGUCUUGAUCAUACCAUGAUGAUACUGGAUGGUGUCAGGGCUGGAGAGUUUUGGGCAUUGGAAAUGUUGGAUGCUGUUGGGAAGCCUCCCAGUGCUAUAUUACGGGGCAACUUCAAAUGGCUUGGUUCAUUCAGUCAGUGCACAAAUAUAACAGCUUGGGUGAAUGUAAGUGGUAAAGCAGAGAAUCCAUUCACAGGAAAACAUUGUAUUGCAACUAUAGCAAAAGGCCAUGGUGAUGGGCUUCAGCAGAGUCCAUCUGGAGCAGAGAAUUCUCUUUCUCUUGUGGAUCACAUAAAUAAAAAGGUA
This is a messenger RNA of Owenia fusiformis, 659 nucleotides long. The record is from the annotation of a GenBank genome assembly. NCBI's taxonomy places the organism in Eukaryota, Metazoa, Annelida, Polychaeta, Sabellida, Oweniidae.